This is a messenger RNA of Dictyostelium discoideum AX4, 1980 nucleotides long. RefSeq lists its product as hypothetical. The transcript has a single exon. Lineage: Eukaryota; Evosea; Eumycetozoa; Dictyosteliales; Dictyosteliaceae. The record is from RefSeq and is a predicted model, not a curated record. The coding region runs from base 1 to 1980 and encodes 659 amino acids.
AUGUCAACAAGUAAAAAAAUUAAAACAGAUAAUAAUAAUAAAAUAUUUCAAGAUGUUAUUGAUUUUGAAAUUUUAAAAUCUAUUAUCAAUUAUUUAUUAAUCAGUAAAAAAAAUAAUAAAAAUAAUAAUACUAUUAAUCAAUAUAAAAUUAGUAAAUUUUAUUUAAAUAGAAAUGAAAUAUUAAAUUAUAUAUUAGUUUCAAAAAAGUGGUAUAAUUUUAUAUCAUUAACAAUAUCAAAUAAUAUUAUUAAUAAUAAAUCAUUUGAACAUUGGUUAGAAAUUAAUUAUAAUAAAAAUAAAUCAUUUACUGAAAAUUAUAAUAAUCAAAAUCAAUAUGAUAAAAAUAAUUUAGUUUUUUAUAGUAAAGAUGAUGGUGAAUUCUAUGUACAUAAACAUAAUAAUAUUAGUUUUAAUAAAGAGUUUUCAAUUAUAAAAAUCAAAGAAUCAAUAAUCAAUGAUUAUCUCAAAAACAAUUUAUUUUUAGAUAAAAUUACAAUUGAUGAUUUUAAAGAAAUUAAAAAUAAAUUUGAAAAUAAUCAAUUACUUUAUAAUAGAAUUGUAGUUAAUUUUUGUCGUAAUAAUGAUGAUACACAAAUGACAACAUAUAAAUAUGGUGAAGUUCAUUAUUUUAAAGAUCAAUAUAAAAUUUUAUUUAAAAUACAUGAAUAUGUAUCAAAUGAAAAUUCAGAAACCAUAUCAAAUUUAUUUAAAGUGUUAGAAUUAAAUCAUGAUUUUGAGUUGGAUAAAAUUUAUAAUCCAAAAUCUGAAAAGGAUAAUAAAGGUAAUAAGAAACCUACUACUGAAUUAUAUUUAAAUAGUUUAUCAAUUGUUGGUUAUGAUUGGAGUAAAGAUGAGGAUGAUGAUGAAGAAACAGUAAAGAUAUUCAAAAUUUUCAAAGGUAAGAAUUUAAUUUAUGAUGGUUCCGAUAUUCAGCAUGAAAUUUCAACACAUGUCAAUUAUUCAGCAUUAUUUGACCCAGAUAACUCAGGUCAACAAGUUGAAUCAAUUAAAGUAAAAAGUGAACGUGGUAAUGAUGAGUAUGUCGAAGCACGUCAUUUAAUUAAAAUUAAUCAAUUUGAAAAUUUACAUUCAAUUACAAUACCAAUUAAUUCAUUUCAAAUAUUAUCAAACUUAUCCGAUGAUAAAAUGGUAUUUUAUCAGUUUCAUAGAUAUGAUACAGAUCCAGACAAUUCAGAUAAUAUGAAAUCAGAAUUAAAUCAAAUGAUCAAUUCACUCAUCACAUGUAAAUCUUUAAAGAAUUUAAAAAUACUAUGUGUAAAUUCAAAAAACUAUUCAAUUGAUUUUGAAAGAUUGGUUGGUGGUGAUAAAGUUUCGCCUUAUGAAAUAAAUAAAACUAUAGAAUCAUUUUCAAAUUCAUUUAAACCAUUAUUUUCAGAAUUAAAUUCAUCAAUUGAAAGAAUUGAAUUUGAUUGUAUGGGUUUAUUAAAUAUCAAUACAUUUUCAAAUUUAUUAAAUAAUAAAUCAAUUAAAUAUUUAUAUUUAUAUGAUGAUAGUGAUUUCUUUGUUUACUCUUCAAAAGCAAGUGAUAAUGGUGGUGGUAAUGAAUUACAUAAAGAACCUAUUUCAAUUAAUCAAUAUUUACUUGAGAAUAUUUUUUCAUCACCAUUAACAUCAAUCAGGCAUUAUAGAAUUUGUUUCAGAGAAUCAAAACAAUUAAAAUUCAUAUUUAAUUUAAUAUUAAAUAAUAUUUUUAAAUUACAUUUAUAUUCAUUAAUAUUUGAAUUCUGUGAAAACGAAAUAGUUGGUGAAUUUGUUAAAGAAUAUAAAAAUUUAAUAAAUAAUAUUUCAACACAACAACAACAACAAGAAGAACAACAAAAAUCAAACAACAUCAAUUUAAAAGAAAUUAAAAUUAAAAUUAUAACUCCAUUUGAAUAUGAAGAAUAUAUUCAAGAAUUGAAUAAUAUUAAUAAUCCAUAUUUCGCAACAGUAAUAAAGAAAAUAAUUACUGAUUGUUAG